CAACAACUUUAUUUCACGCAACCUCUUGCUUUUUGUAAACAAGCGCUGAAGUGUGUUAGACGCGAUUUCCUCAUUUAUCGCGCUUUAUAGCUCGCACGCGCUUGCGGUUGUUAUGACGAUGUCAAAUCUGCGCGAGCUCUGCAAAAUGGCGGGUGUUGUAACGUGAGAUUGUGCCACUUUUAAUUGUUUGUUUACGGUGACCGUGACGUCAGAUCACGGUGUCUAAAAGGAAAGGGGGUAGUUUACGAUCACAUGUCAAACAGCGACUUUUUAAGUGGGAUUCAGUCUGCCGUUGUCAUGGCAACCUCAGGCUACCCCACCGAGGAGCUUCAGCCCUCCCAAACGCAAGGAAGCAGCGUGACGACAAGCUCAUCUGCGCAGCAAAAAGCCACUUGUUCUACAACACCGCAGUUCCCCGCCAACAUACAGAGCUCGCCGGCAUCCGCGCCUUCACACUCGGCCUCCAUCGCCAGAUUGCAGACCACACCUAUAAAUCAAAAGAAAGUGGUUUUGGCCACGCCUCCUCCGAGAGCCACACCCAUAGCCCAGUAUGUCACAGGAGAACUACAAAGCUCCGCCUCCCAGUCUGGGAAUGGGCAGAGCACAUCACAGUUUAUAGUGGUGACCGUAACAGAGGGCUCUCUGCACUCGAGUGACUCUGUGUCAGACUCUAAUUCUCCUCCAGCUGGACAGACAGGUGUGCCAACACAGGUAGUGCAACAGGUGCAGACAGCACAGAGAUCAGGGGUGCAGGGAACAAGCAAGAGUCAGAGAGGACAGCUGGGGGACAGUAAUCUACACAUCACAACUGAUGUUCCCGUACAGCAUGUGUACUCCAGUCAGUUUGGGGAAGGAGAUGCCAACUACAGUAGUACACCAAUCCGUUCCAACAGUUUCCCGUACACAGACUCCUCCCUCUACCCUCAGACCACGCCCUCCAUCGCGUAUUACGAGACUUCGCCCACAUCCGGGUCGCAGGUCACCUCCCCUGCCACCACCCAGGUCGUGUCUGUCACCUCGGGGGCGGUCACGGGGGUGGCUUCCAUGUUCUCAGAGGGCAGUUCAGGGAUAACUGUGCCCGCUGGGUCCUCGACGGGAAUUGGAGGAGUGGGAGGCGUGGUCAGUCCGGGAGGGGUGGGGAGUUACGUGAUUCCGUGCGGGUACAUGCUCGGAGGAGGGAACCAGAGCUUCUCGCAGAACACGCGAGCAUCGCCUGCGACCGUGCAGUGGUUGAUGGAUAACUAUGAGACGGCUGAAGGUGUGAGUCUUCCUCGUAGUACUCUCUACUGUCAUUACCUCCUGCACUGUCAGCAGACCAAGCUAGAGCCUGUAAACGCCGCCUCCUUCGGCAAACUCAUCCGCUCCGUGUUCAUGGGGCUCAGGACCAGACGCCUCGGCACCAGAGGGAACUCUAAGUAUCAUUAUUAUGGGCUUCGCAUCAAGAGCAGCUCUCCUCUGCUUAGACUCUUGGAGGACCAGCAACAUCUGGCCUUGAGACAACAGCCCUUCUCGCAGAAACAGAGGAUAAAGUCCAUGCAUAAGGUGGAAGGACUGACCAAUGGAAUGGCUCUGGGGGCGGGGCAGCAACUGGGGGCGGGGUUAUCAGACAUCAGCGGUCAGGUUCACCAGUAUCAGCAGUUUUUGGAUGCCUCUCGCGGUCUGCCGGAGUUCAGAGAGCUGAAGGCCCUAGACAAAUGUCUACCCGUAGGACUCCUUCCUCAACAUAUACACAAUUAUCAGCUACUCUACAGAGAACACUGCGAGGCGAUUCAGGACGUGAUGGUGAAUCUGCAGUUUUCUCUUGUGGAGACGCUGUGGAAAAGUUUCUGGAGGUUCAGCGAAGGACAAAGCAACAGCGCAGAUUCACUCGACCUACAUGAUGAGUCAGAGAAGCGUUUGCCAAAGUCGGUUCUGGUUCUGUUGUGCAAGUAUGAGCCCGUCUUGUCCUGGACACGUGAUUGUGACAACAUACUGUACCAAAGCCUAGUGGAGAUUCUCAUCCCUGAUGUGCUGAGACCCAUCCCCAGUGCCUUAACCCAAGCCAUUCGCAACUUUGCUAAGAGUCUGGAGAACUGGCUCACCAACGCCCUGAUCAACAUCCCAGAAGAGAUGGUCAGCUACAAGGUGGUGUGUGCGGGAGCCUUUGCCCAGACGCUGCGACGCUACACAUCGCUCAAUCACCUGGCACAGGCGGCACGCGCCGUCCUGCAGAACACCGCUCAGAUCACGCAGAUGCUCAGCGACCUCAACCGCGUCGACUUCACCAACGUCCAGGAGCAGGCGUCGUGGGUGUGCAGCUGUGACGAUGGUGUGGUCCAGCAGAUGGAGCAGGACUUUAAAAUGACCCUGCAGCAGCAGAACUCUCUGGAGCAGUGGGCCGCGUGGCUGGACGGGGUAGUCUCGCAGGUCCUGAAGCCCUACACCGGCAGCUCGGCCUUCCCUAAAGCGGCUAAACUCUUUUUGCUCAAGUGGAGCUUCUACAGCUCUAUGGUGAUCAGAGAUCUGACCCUGCGCAGUGCCGCCAGUUUCGGCUCGUUUCAUCUGAUAAGACUGCUGUAUGAUGAGUACAUGUAUUACCUGAUUGAGCACAGAGUUGCACAGGCCAAAGGAGAGACGCCCAUUGCUGUCAUGGGAGAGUUUGCCAGUAUGAACAGAGGUCAGAGGUCAACAGAUCCAGAUAAAGAUGAGGAAGAUGAGGAAGAGGAUGAUGAGACCGAUGAAGAUCAGGAUUUAUCCGCUCAUGCUCACUCCAUCGUGAUGGGAGACGAAUCUCUGGAACCGCCUGCAAAGCUUGCCAGAGCAGACCUGUUUAACAGCAGCACACAAAACUAACAAACACAAACACACACAAGUGUUUUUUAUUUGUGCUCAUCGUCAUCUUCUUAUCAUCUCCACUCCUUCAUUUGGUCAAAUUCAUAAAGAAGACCAUUAGUAUUAAACAUUAGUCAGUGAAAUACUGCAUUUGAGUUGUGCAUUUCUGUUUCCUUUCCUGGAAAUGGAGAGAAUAGUGAUAACCUGAGGAUCCUGACCUCAAACCUGAUGUGUUUGUGAAGCCUGAUAACUGUAACAGAUUCCUUAUGUGUGUCAUUGCCUUCCCAUCUCAAUCCAAGCUGCCAAGUUUUUCAUGUGUCUUCACUCUUAAAGGGAUAGUUCACCCAAAUAUUUCAUUUACUCACCCUCAUGUCAUUUCAAACCUGUAUGAUGCCUUAUAGCAAUCUAGCAAAAAAUAUGUUUUAAUAUGUAAUAAGAAAAAUUAUAUAUACAACUGAUGUGCUUUAACCAACUGUGUUACUUUGAAGCUUUGUGAUUUUGGUUAAAAAAGACAUGUAAUGGAUCACGUGUGCCUUUAAAGAUUACUAAAUCUAGAGAUCCGUAAACAUAUAAAUAAAAAUAAUCACAAAGCUUUUGUCAUUUCUUUAUCAGAGAUCAUUUCGGACAAUUGUUGAUGUACCUAAAGUGAAUUAAACUAAUUUGUUCA
Molecule: messenger RNA, 3478 nt
Organism: Triplophysa dalaica
Lineage: Eukaryota; Metazoa; Chordata; Actinopteri; Cypriniformes; Nemacheilidae
Gene: rfx1b
Product: regulatory factor X, 1b (influences HLA class II expression)
Exons: 18
Coding region: 253-2832 (859 amino acids)
Biological process (GO): regulation of transcription by RNA polymerase II
Cellular component (GO): nucleus
Molecular function (GO): RNA polymerase II cis-regulatory region sequence-specific DNA binding; DNA-binding transcription factor activity, RNA polymerase II-specific
Source: RefSeq, a predicted model, not a curated record